This is a messenger RNA of Myxocyprinus asiaticus (Chinese sucker), 5127 nucleotides long. RefSeq names its product F-box/WD repeat-containing protein 7. Gene Ontology annotation, molecular function: ubiquitin binding. The coding region runs from base 552 to 3071 and encodes 839 amino acids. Gene Ontology annotation, biological process: ubiquitin recycling; proteasome-mediated ubiquitin-dependent protein catabolic process. The record is from RefSeq and is a predicted model, not a curated record. Gene Ontology annotation, cellular component: cytoplasm; nucleus. Lineage: Eukaryota; Metazoa; Chordata; Actinopteri; Cypriniformes; Catostomidae. The transcript has 12 exons.
GGAAGGAGAGAGACGGAAGAGAUGUGGCUUCAUCACAAGCAGCUGAGGGAAGUGCAGGGAGGGUGAGUGGUGAGACACUCACUGACUGCCUCUUCUGAAGCCAUCUGAGGAUCAUCACCCACCUGCAAGAACAACUGCAUCUUCACACUCUUGGCAAAGCUUCAGGUGUUUGUAGGAAACGUACAGGUAUCCUCCCUGCCCUGAUGAACAAAGGCCUGGUGGAAAGAAGAACAAACGUGUCCUUGGGUGAACUCUCUCAGAGGGUUGCAGUCUUGGGUGUUCAAAUGUCACAGGAACUUUUUUAGAAUUAGAGAGAGGCCAGAGACCAAACAGGUUGUAACUGCUGAAUAGUGACUUUCUUUGACCUCUUUGGAUCUGGCAAAACUUUACCUCUGCAGUUCACUCUUUAAGUGACUUAAACUCUGCUCCCAGUCUGUCACUGAAAAGCUGACAGCACGUUUCUUUAAAGUGAAGGCCGUUGGAUGCUUUGAGAACCUCUCUUCUUCUACUUGAAUUGUCAAUCUUCUCGUCCAAAGUUUCUUGGGUUUCUGAUGAGCAGAUCAAUGUGUGGCUGUGGUUGCAGCAUCAUCUCAUCUCUGAUGAAGAGGCUGGGCUGCUCUGCUUGUUGCUCAGACCUGCUGUCCUGCAGCCACACCUCCGAGCACCUGCAGCGCCUGGCCACCGGCUGUCCACCUCAGCAUAAGAAUGCCAAGUCCUUGUCCUCUUCAGACAGCCUAGCGAAGGUGCAGGAGGUAGCAAGCUGGCUUUUGGAAAUGAACCAGGAUCUGCUGUCGGGGGGCAGCGGCAGCAGGGAGGCCCAGCAGCAGAGGCCGAGACCGGGGGCAGCAGCAGCAGCAGGUAACAGCACCUCUAGCCGCACACCCCAGCCCCAGGUGGAGCACAUGAACCAGGUGCUUGAGGAGCACGAGCAGGAGGCGCAGCCACAAAGGAGGGAGCCGGGCGAGGAGGAGGACGCUGAAAGAGAGCGACCAAGGGAGGGAGAGGAGGAACCAUGGCCGUCUGGAUGCGAGGAAGGGCAGAGGAGCGAGGUGAAUGGAGCAGAGAAGGGCGCCCAGUGGGUGUGGGAACAGGAGCAGCGACGAAACCGCAGGCGGCAUCACGAGGAAGAGGAGAACGAGGUGGAGGAGAAUAAUAACAGUGGAAGAGAGGAGCAGGUUGGGCCAGGACUUCGUUCUGAGGAAGAUAAGGACAGGCCAGAGGAAGAGGAGGAUGGGGAGGAGGAAAUGGACCAGGACAGUGAUGAGUUUGAGCACUCAGAAGAGAGUGGAAAGGAAGAGGAGGAGGAGGAGGAGGAGGAGGAGGAGGAGGAGGCUGCGGCGGAGGAGGAAGGCGAGGAUGGCCUCCACUCUCUCUCCAUUAGGACCAGUGUGUCGGACCUUAAUGAUAACACAGACCAGUCCUCUGGACGACAGCACCAAAGCUCACCCUCUGUCUUCAAGAAUAAGAUGAAGAGAAAGUUGGACCAUGGCCCUGAGGUUCGACCUUUCCCUUCAGGAAAGAAGCCCUGUCCAAGUCCCACCGGACUGCCAUACCCAGCCACCCCCACCACAUUUGGGGACUUGCGAGCGGCCAAUGGGCAGGGUCAACAGAGGCGGCGUAUCACGUCCAUCCAGCCUCCAACGGGCCUGCAGGAGUGGCUCCGCACCUUUCAGAGCUGGAGCGGCCCAGAGAAACUGCUUGCGCUGGAUGAGUUGAUUGACAGCUGUGAGCCCACGCAGGUGAAACACAUGAUGCAGGUGAUCGAACCGCAAUUUCAGAGAGACUUCAUCUCGCUGCUGCCUAGAGAGCUGGCCUUACAUGUGUUGUCAUUUCUGGAGCCAAAGGAUCUUCUUCAAGCAGCUCAAACGUGUCGUUACUGGCGCAUUCUUGCAGAAGACAACCUGCUCUGGAGGGAAAAGUGCAAAGAAGAAGGUAUUGAUGAGCCCUUGCACAUAAAGAGAAGGAAAGUUAUCAAGCCAGGGUUCACCCACAGUCCAUGGAAGAGUGCCUAUAUCAGACAACACAGAAUAGACACCAACUGGAGGAGAGGGGACCUCAAAUCACCCAAGGUGCUGAAAGGCCAUGAUGACCAUGUCAUCACCUGCCUCCAGUUCUGUGGAAACCGCAUAGUUAGCGGCUCAGACGACAACACGCUCAAAGUCUGGUCUGCUGUCACUGGAAAGUGUUUGCGGACAUUAGUGGGCCACACAGGUGGUGUCUGGUCCUCUCAAAUGAGAGACAACAUCAUUAUCAGUGGUUCCACAGACCGAACGCUGAAGGUCUGGAAUGCAGAGACGGGAGAAUGUAUCCACACGCUGUACGGUCAUACCUCAACAGUGCGCUGUAUGCACCUGCAUGAAAAAAGGGUGGUGAGCGGUUCUCGGGAUGCCACACUGCGGGUUUGGGAUAUCGAGACGGGUCAGUGUUUGCACGUGCUCAUGGGUCAUGUUGCAGCCGUGCGCUGCGUACAGUAUGAUGGUCGUAGGGUGGUCAGCGGGGCCUAUGACUUCAUGGUGAAAGUGUGGGACCCUGAAACCGAGACUUGCCUACACACACUCCAGGGUCACACCAAUAGAGUGUACUCGCUACAGUUUGACGGCAUCCACGUGGUGAGCGGUUCGUUGGACACGUCGAUUCGAGUGUGGGAUGUAGAGACAGGAAACUGUAUUCACACACUCACAGGUCAUCAGUCUCUCACCAGCGGCAUGGAGCUCAAAGAUAAUAUCCUGGUCUCUGGAAAUGCAGACUCCACCGUCAAGAUCUGGGACAUCAAAACGGGCCAGUGCCUACAGACACUGCAAGGUCCCCACAAGCACCAGAGUGCAGUGACAUGCCUGCAGUUCAACAAGAAUUUUGUCAUCACCAGCUCUGAUGACGGUACGGUGAAGUUGUGGGACCUGCGGACGGGCGAGUUCAUCCGUAACUUGGUGACACUGGAGAGCGGCGGCAGUGGUGGCGUGGUCUGGCGCAUUCGCGCCUCAAAUACCAAACUCGUCUGUGCGGUGGGCAGCCGUAAUGGCACGGAGGAAACCAAGCUCCUAGUGCUGGACUUUGACGUGGACAUGAAGUGAGCCAAGCGAAGGGGGUAAACUGAGGGGACUCUAUGUUUGGAAAUGGGGAGAGGCGGAGUAACCUGCCUUGGGUCUCUUUGAUGAGCCCCAUGCCAGGACCUAUUGCUCACUUCAUUGUAUCUCCACCUCCCUGAUAAGUUGUCGACAACAUCUCACCCUGUCGUGCCAUGCCGUGUUAAUGGCAUACUCCCUACGACUGCAGCCACAGUUCUGUUCACCUUCAGAAAGGGGGGGUGGGGGCAGAUGCUCAUGCACCACAGCAUUCUGGGAAGGGGAGGAAACUGACUAGAAUGUCUUCAGAAGACAGGAUUGAGCUUGCAAGGUGACCUUGCACAGUGACUUAACUCAAGCCUGACUGAAACUCACACCCAGAUGUACAAACAUUUUUUUGAUCAAAACAAGUCAACACUGUAUACAUGAGACCCUAAUGCGACAUGGAGUGCUAAAUAGUGUAUACAAAAAGUACAAAUUAAAUUUUAAUGGAGAAUGAUAUGAAAAGAGCUUUGUACUGUGGGAGUAAUUAGAAAGAGAGAGACAAAGGAAGCCAGUUUUGUCAGUCCUCAUCAACCUCAGCACACGCCAAAUAUCCCUUUCUUCCUCAUGCGUUGUUGUUUUUUUUUGGGGGGGGGGGGGAGUUUCGUUGUUUUUGCUUCGUUGGUUUUCACAUCAACAGCUGUGAAAUCAAGUUUUAUGCGUUCUUUUCAAGUACUGCAUUUUAUUUUCACUUCUGCCUACUGUUGCAAACAACAAGUCUCAGUAUUAAGCUAAACCAACUCUGCUGUUUCCCACAUUUUGGGGGUUUUAUUUUGUAAUUUUUUUUUUUUCUUUUUUUUUUACUCCAUAAGCAGCGCCUCUCCGGAUUCUGGGAUGACCUGCUUUCCUUAUUUUUUUUUUCAACCAGUCUGAUCUUGUUAGUUCAUCAGUGCUGGCGCUCUAUGGGAAAUGGGAAUUGUUGUCCCAUAUAUUCCUGGGAAUAUGUAUCCCCCACUCUUUCCCAGUACUGUCCAUCCCAGUGGCCAAACUGGAUUUUAUGCUGCUAGACACACGGAAAAAUAAGAUGGAACUUUAACUGGCUGUGACGUUUUAGUCCCAGACUAAAUUCGAAAAAAGUUACUUGUAGAGUUUGAACUUGUAAAAAUGAUACAAACAUACACACCAACAAAAGCAAGAUAUUGACAGCUUCUCUUUUUUUGCCACUGAGACUUGAGCCAAAUGUGCCUCUACGAGGCGUAGAGGAGGGAGAAUGUCUGAAAAAGAGACGAGUUUGCCAGCUAAGAUUAAAUGAUGGACGAGUAAAAUCUAUUUUGCAUUUGCGAGCAUGACUGAGUGUGUGUGCGGGUGUGUGUCUGAGCAAAUUGUUCACACAUUCCUUGGGACAAAAGCUCUGCCAGCCUGUUCUGUGUGGAAAUGUAUGCUUUGACAAAAAAGAAUUCAGUUCUUGUUUUUAAUUUGUUAAAAAAUGAGAUUGUUGGAACCAACGUAAAGUUACAGAUGUAAAGAACAUUGUCAAGUUCAUGCAGAAAAAAAGGUGGUCUUAGUGUACAGAAAUUGACAUCUGAUUACGUUGUAAGUGCUAGAGCUAACCUGGUCUCCAUUGGUGAUGCUCUCAUGGUUUCUUUGAAUGGUAAAGCGAUUCAUAGAUAAACAUGACGUAACCUCAUCAGUAGCCAAACAAUGCGUCUCAUCCUCCAAGUCACACAACUCAAGCUGAACUGUGAAAGUGGUUUAACACUGUAUAUUAAAAACAAUCUUGUUCUUUCUCCUCCAACCCCCCCCCCCCCUUUUUCCCCCUGUUUAAUUUAUGAUCUGGUUUGAGAAAUCAGAUGUUGGAUUUGUUUUAUUUUUUCAGUUAUGUAACUGCCUGGCAUAACAGACAGAUAAAAAAAAGAAACCUUAAAGGGAUUGUGUAUUUGUUUAAUUCAUUUAGAAUUUUUAUUUUCUUAUAACUUAAGUGCAAUAAAAUGUGGUUUUUCUUUUUUCAUUUCAAGAAUUUUGUUGUCUGUGUUCCUCACUGUGUGAAAGUGUUAUGUGUCCAAUAAAACUACAGAUUAUUCUG